This is a messenger RNA of Protopterus annectens (West African lungfish), 949 nucleotides long. RefSeq names its product adhesion G protein-coupled receptor E2-like. The record is from RefSeq and is a predicted model, not a curated record. Bases 173 to 457 code for a protein of 94 amino acids. The transcript is spliced from 4 exons. Lineage: Eukaryota; Metazoa; Chordata; Ceratodontiformes; Protopteridae.
UCUAUUUACCAUAACAAUUCACAUAUUGAGAAAGAAAUUUUCAGCGCUCAACAAAGAUGUUUCAACCAUCAAGAAUACAAAAAUCCUUCUUUUUAAGGCUACUGCUCAAUUCCUUGUUUUGGGGUGCACCUGGAUAUUUGGCAUCUUCCACUUUCAAGAAGAGACUCUUGUGAUGUCAUACCUUUUUACAAUACUGAAUAGCUUCCAUGGAGUAUUUAUGUUUCUGCUCUACUGUGCUGCUAAUAAGUUGGUCAUUGAUGAGUACAAGAUUUGGCUUCAAAGACUCUUCAUAGUCAAGAAAAAAGAAAGGGAAUUAGAUACCUCGACUACUAUGACCACUGGGAUUGCGACAGCAGUAGCCUCACCAUCAUUACCAUCCACUGAAGAUGCCCGUGCAUUGGAAUUGAUAGAGAUGAAUCCAAAAACAGAAGACCAGGAUAUCUCUAAAAAUCUUUGAAAUAUAAACAUAAACAUUUGUCUGACUGUGUAUACAGAGUUACAGUUAAAUAAUAUUGAUAUGGCUUAUGCAUAGUUGUAGUAUUACCUGUUUGGUACUUAAAGUUCUAAUAAUUAUGACUAGUGCCUUCAUCUCAGUAAAAUGUAUUCAUCUAGUUAUCUACAUUUCUUUACUGAUUAAGAUAAUAAUAUGAACUUCUGUAUUGCAGGAACAGUUAGUGUAUUUUCCUUUAGCACUGUUUUGUGUGUGCAAUUAGAAACAUAAUUUAGACUUUUAUUGUUAUGAUGUUAAUGGUAAUUUAUAUACUCAAUAAUUCACUUUAAACUAAUUUUAUGUUUUAUAUUUCUGUGGAAUUAUUUCACUUUUACUGAGUUAAAAUCUAAAAUUGUAUUCUUGUUCACAUAUCUUUUAAUGGAUGAGUCAGCUGUGAUGAUGUGAGAUAUUGUCAGCUAUGCUAGGAGAAGUAGGGCAGUGGAUGUGUAACAUAUGCCA